Molecule: messenger RNA, 2687 nt
Organism: Desarmillaria tabescens
Lineage: Eukaryota; Fungi; Basidiomycota; Agaricomycetes; Agaricales; Physalacriaceae
Exons: 10
Coding region: 154-2502 (782 amino acids)
Biological process (GO): mitotic G2 DNA damage checkpoint signaling; DNA replication initiation; mitotic DNA replication checkpoint signaling
Source: RefSeq, a predicted model, not a curated record
AAUACACUCAUCUGCCUCCGACUUCUAUCCCAGCUGCUGACCAUUUGCUAUGCACCGAAGAGGAAACAAGUCCAAAAAGGUCCCUAAUGUCAAAUUACGUCCUGCACAACCGAAAUCCUCUUCGUCGAAGCGAAAGGAAACUGAAGAGAAGCUAUGGGCGGAGGAGACCCAGCUAGGAAGCGAGGACACGAGCUAUAUGGACCCUUGUCCGAGGCCGUUUUUGGGAAUGGUCAUAUGUGCAACAGGAAUCCAGGACAAGCCCUAUUCAAGAAAGCCAUAGAACUCGGUGCCCAGACCGCUUCAGCGUUUACAGAUCGUGUCACCCACCUUGUGGCGAAAGAUCAUGGCGGAGCAAAAUAUAAUUGCGCCCUGCAACUUAAGAUACCAAUACUACAGCCAAAGUGGAUAACCGAGUGCCAUGAGGUCUGGCUCCGAGGAGAUGAUUUUGACGUUCAAGAGAGCCUGGAGAAAUAUCGCCUACCAGUUUUCUCGGGGAUCAUUCUAUCUAUUUCAGGCAUAACGGACUUGGAAAGACGGACGCAAAUUAACCGGCUAUUAAUCCAACAGAAGGGCGUUUAUGCCAAGGAACUCACACGACCAGUCAAGGUGACACAUCUACUGUGUUCUGGCGACGAUGAGACAGAUAAGAUGAAAUAUGCCGAAAAAUUCAAUCAAAAUAAGGAAGCCAAUAUACAUCUCGUGUGGGAAGAAUGGUUUUGGGAUUCGUUGGAGUUCGGCGGACGAUUCGAUGAGGAAACAUAUCAAGUCCGGCGCCCACGACCAGAACGCAAGUCUAUUACUGAACCCCCUGCUUCUUCUUCACCGGCUACGGACCCAGAGCCAACAAUGUCUCUCCCUAAUAAUGUGGACGAUGAAGAAGAGCCCGCCUCGAUUAACCGCAUACCUGCCGUAACUGUCAAAGUAUGGCAGAGCCUUCUACAACACAGGGGAUAUGAGGUUUCGAGUGAAGGCCGUCUUGUUCGAAGUCCAAUGAAAUCACAGCCUACUAAACAACUUCUUGAGGACCGACCGUCCUCACCGACGGGCGAAAGCAUUAUCACCAAAUUUCGGCGUGCCAACUCCUUUGCGCCUCCAAAACAGGGUUCUGGCGAAACUCCCUUCGCCCGGAGUAACUCUGAGCCUGUUGCUGGACCUUCGUCAAUUGCGACUACUUCGACGUUAUUUACAGGGAUCAAGUUUUGUGCUCUUGGAGAAGCCAAGUCAGCAUCUGUUAAAGACGCGAUCGAGCGCUCUGGUGGCAGCCUCACUUCAGAAGAGGAUGAUGCGGACUAUAUCCUCGUUCGCCUCGUCAGCGGCAGUAAAUUUUUUCGCUCGGAGAUGGAUCCGGAACAGAGAAAGAAGUAUCGCACGGAAUGCUGGCUUGAGAGGUCUAUAUUUGAGGAGAGACUUUGUGAUCCUGAAGAUCAUGUAUCAUUCUCACCUCUCGGAAUCGAAGUGCCUGUACCUAAUGCCGAAAAGGUACUUAUCAGUUUUUCUGGCUUGGAUGAAUCGGAAGCCUAUUUCACCCGCCGUCUUGUGCGAGCGCUCGGCAUGACUCUAGCACCUGUAUUUUCCCGCCAAGCGACUCACCUUCUGUGUCCUUCCGCUACGGGGGCAAAAUAUGACAAAGCGCGCGAAUGGGGCGUACCCGUUAUACAUAUGGGAUGGCUGGCAGAGGCUGUGCGUAUAGGCAGUGUCCCAGACGUGCCUGUUUUCCUAGUCGCGUCUAUGAGUACCGAUAAAAAGGGGAAGGGGAAGGCUGAUGACGAUUCAGCAAUGGUUGAUAUUACCAACGCAACCAAGCUAGGGACGGAACCGCCUUCACAAUCUUCAGCGAGGGGACAGAAAGGUCUGGGCUCCGACCUUGAGCCAUCAGGAUUUCAACAAGCCUUGGAAGCGUGUCCGCAAUCUUCGUUUCGACGCCCGCAGGAUGCUCCUGUUAUAUCACCACCAGAACCUUCGUUCGGUAAACCUCGCAGCGGACUACUGAGCUCUAACAUUCCGGGGUCAGUGGAACGGGAACAAACGCCUGUUUUCAGUAUUCCAUUACCCAUCAUACCGUCUGGAGGCGGAGAUUCUGUACCAAAACCGUCGUCGGUCCACACGAGUCCCCCCAAUCUACUUGGGAAGCGAAAAUCAGAAGAAGGUCCAGUAGUGGAGAAGCGAUUGCGUCCCCGUUUGAGGUCGAGACCGAGGUCGAGGCAAGAGUCCGCGCGAGAUAUCGCUGUUGAGGUGGCCGCAUUGACUGACAGAGUGGCUGGCUUUGAUGAGGCGUUUGACGAACUUGGUGGUGAAGGAUUGGACAGCGACGUGGUAGGAAGCACAACGAAAGUUGGCGCACUGGAAAGUAUGCGGGUGAUGUACGAAGAUCCCGGCCAACGCGAGGAGAAACGGAAGCUCUUGAAUCUAUUGAGCGGUGGAAAUAUGCAAGAACUAGGUACUACCUCUAAAGGUCAGACCCGAGCAAGUGGACGGAAGCGCUCGAGGGUUGCUGGCGUUUGAGAUCUUUAUUGCUAUUUAUUUAUUUCUGUCUCAUCUUUGAAUGAAGACGUGGAUGUAAUUGCGUAGUAUACACCAAGGGCCAGCGGUUUCGGCACCCCGAGGAUAUGGUAGAAGAGAUUGCAAAGUACAGUACUCAGCACAUAAGUUAUACCUCAUUCCUAGCUUCUAGGGCCUCUAACCGAGCU